GGCCGAGGGCUCGGGGCUGCCCCGGGGCUGCCUGCUCUACAAGACGCUGCAGGCCCAGAUGCUGGACCUCCUGGACAUCGAGGGCCUCUACCCGCUGUACCGCCGUGUCGAGCGCCACCUGCAGGAGUUCCCCGAGCAGAGGGACCUGCUGCAGAUCGACGGGCCCUACGACGAGGCCUUCCAGCAGAAGCUCCGCGACCUGUCCACGGAGGACGACGGCACCCUGGCCUACGCCCUGGCCAAGGUCCAGCAGUACCGAGUGGCCAUGACGGCCAAAGACUGCUCCAUCAUGAUCGCCCUGUCGCCCUGCCUGCAGGAUGAGUGGUGAGGGGCC
Messenger RNA from Gracilinanus agilis (Agile Gracile Mouse Opossum), 334 nucleotides. Its product is annotated as inositol-pentakisphosphate 2-kinase-like. Lineage: Eukaryota; Metazoa; Chordata; Mammalia; Didelphimorphia; Didelphidae. Bases 59 to 328 code for a protein of 89 amino acids. The record is from RefSeq and is a predicted model, not a curated record. Gene Ontology annotation, cellular component: nucleus. The transcript has 3 exons. Gene Ontology annotation, molecular function: ATP binding; inositol-1,3,4,5,6-pentakisphosphate 2-kinase activity. Gene Ontology annotation, biological process: inositol phosphate biosynthetic process.